Messenger RNA from Trichechus manatus latirostris (Florida manatee), 1203 nucleotides. Its product is annotated as thyrotropin-releasing hormone receptor-like. Lineage: Eukaryota; Metazoa; Chordata; Mammalia; Sirenia; Trichechidae. Gene Ontology annotation, molecular function: thyrotropin-releasing hormone receptor activity. Gene Ontology annotation, biological process: phospholipase C-activating G protein-coupled receptor signaling pathway. Gene Ontology annotation, cellular component: membrane. The record is from RefSeq and is a predicted model, not a curated record.
AUGGAAAACGGCAGCAGGAGAGACAGCCCCAGCAGCGUCUGGCUGGCACCCAGUGGUGCCGCCUUGGGUCUCGUCGAGUAUAAGGCCAUCUCGGUUUUCCUAGUGCUUCUGAUGUGUAUGGUGGGCAUCGUGGGCAAUGCCACGGUGGUCCUGGUGGUGCUGACCACGCGGGACAUGCUCACGCUCACAAACUGCUACCUGGUCCUAGUCAGCCUGGCCCAGGCUGACCUCAUGGUCUCGGUGGCCGUGGGGCUGCCCAACGUCUCUGAAAGCCUGGCUGGCCGGUGGGUCUACGGGCACACUGGCUGCCUGGGAAUCACCUACCUGCAGUACCUGGGCAUUAAUGUCUCCUCCUGCUCCAUCCUGGCCUUCACUGUGGAGAGAUACAUUGCCAUCUGCCUCCCAAUUCGGGCACAGGCUGUGUGCACUGUCGCCCGGGCCAAAUGCAUCAUCGCGGGCGUCUGGGGGGUCACAGCCAUCUACUGCUGGCUCUGGCUCUUCUUGGUGGACCUCCAUGUUGGUGAGAGCCAUGCCAUGGAGUGCCGCUACAAGGUGUCACGCAGCCUCUACCUGCCCAGCUACCUUCUGGACUUCACCAUCUUCUUCGUUAUGCCCCUGCUGGUGGCUGCAGUCCUCUACGGGCACAUUGGGAGACUCUUGAUCCUGAACUCCCUGUCCCACUUGCCCCACCCUGGGGACAGCAAAGCUGGGCAGGAGGUGGGCACCAAGGAGGGGCAGCCCCAGGCACAGGGCGGGGGUACAUCCAGCAGUUGCCCCUGGCCCAAAGGCUUCCUAUCUUCCAGGAAGCAGGUCACCCGGAUGCUGGUCAUGGUGGUGGUGCUUUUCGCUGUCCUGCAGACGCCAUACUGCACCCUGGUGCUAAUCAACUCCUUCGUGACCUGGCCUCUCCUGAACCCCUGGGUGCUGCUCUUCUGCUGUACCUGCAUCUACGCCAACAGUGCCAUCAACCCCAUCGUCUACAGUCUGUCCCAGAAGUUUUGGGUGGCCUUCUGGUGGCUGUGUGGGUCCAGGCCAAGGGAGCCCCAGAGGCGCUCAGCAGGCCUGCCCACCCCCAGCUGCAGCGAGCCCCAGGAGAGGUUCCACCAGCCCGAGAAGAUGCCCAUCAGCGAGAGCGAGGCCACAGGCCCCCAGGUCGCCAGGCCCCCUCCCCAGCAGCGGGAGCCAUGUUGCAGCCCGGUCUGA